Zasmidium cellare ATCC 36951 is the source of this 1170-nucleotide messenger RNA. RefSeq lists its product as uncharacterized. The coding region runs from base 1 to 1170 and encodes 389 amino acids. Gene Ontology annotation, biological process: Arp2/3 complex-mediated actin nucleation. The transcript is spliced from 4 exons. Gene Ontology annotation, cellular component: actin cortical patch; Arp2/3 protein complex. NCBI's taxonomy places the organism in Eukaryota, Fungi, Ascomycota, Dothideomycetes, Mycosphaerellales, Mycosphaerellaceae. Gene Ontology annotation, molecular function: actin filament binding. The record is from RefSeq and is a predicted model, not a curated record.
AUGGCGGAGGCGCCAAUUGUGCUCGAUGGAGGUACCGGUUUCCUCAAGGCCGGAUAUGCUGGCCAGAACUUUCCCGACCACCAAUACCCAUCGAUCGUAGGCCGACCGAUAUUACGAACGGAAGAGCAGGCACCGGGUGAUAUACAGCUCAAGGAUAUCAUGUGCGGUGACGAGGCCGCUGCUGCGAGGUCGAUGCUUCAAAUCACAUAUCCUAUGGAGAACGGAAUCGUAAAGCGAUGGGACGACAUGCAACACCUCUGGGACUACACCUUCUUCGAGAAGAUGCGAAUAGAUCCCACCGGCCGCAAGAUCCUCCUCACCGAGCCACCCAUGAACCCGCUGAGGAACCGCGAGCAGAUGUGCGAGGUCAUGUUUGAGCGCUACAACUUUGGCGGAGUCUAUGUUGCGAUUCAGGCAGUGCUGGCACUGUACGCGCAGGGUCUCUCAUCGGGAGUGGUUGUGGACUCGGGAGAUGGUGUCACACACAUUGUGCCAGUCUACGAGAGUACUGUCCUCAACCACCUGACACGGAGACUGGAUGUUGCUGGACGAGAUGUCACUCGUAAUCUCAUCUCGCUCCUUCUGCGUCGCGGCUAUGCUCUCAACAGAACGGCCGACUUCGAAACCGUGCGCGCGAUCAAAGAGAAGCUCUGCUAUGUUUCAUACGACUUGGCCUUGGAUCAGCGAUUAAGCGAAGACACCACUGUUCUAGUCGAGUCAUACACCCUCCCUGAUGGUCGCGUGAUCCGUGUCGGUAGCGAGCGAUUCGAGGCUCCAGAGUGCCUCUUCCAACCCCAUCUAGUCGACGUCGAACAACCUGGUAUCGCCGAAUUCCUCUUCAACACCAUUCAAUCCGCCGACCUGGACAUUCGAUCAUCACUUUACAAGGCGAUUGUGCUCUCUGGUGGAAGCAGCAUGUACCCUGGCCUGCCAUCUCGUAUGGAGAAAGAAAUCAAGCAGUUGUGGCUUACGAAGGUCUUGCACGGCAACCCCGAACGUUUGGACAAGUUCAAGGUGCGGAUAGAAGACCCGCCGCGAAGACGACACAUGGUCUUCCUUGGUGGUGCGGUUCUGGCGAACAUCAUGUCGGAGAGGGACAAUAUGUGGGUUUCGAAGCAGGAGUGGGAAGAGCAAGGUGCGGCGGCAUUGAAAAAGCUGGGCGAGAGGUGA